AAAACAAAAAGUAAAGAAAAAAAUAUUGAGAAAGGGCAGGUUCCAUGUCCCAUCCUCCAAUCUCAAAAGCCAGCCCCGCUUGUCGCAGUGGAGCAUUCCAAUAUCCAGCAGCGCUAUUAUUGUUCACUCGCUGGACACUGGCUCUGAGCUCCUCCCUCCUACGCCUUACCUCAUUAGAGUCCACUUCGAUCCGCCCCAGAAUCAGAGUCAGAACAGGGUUAGAUUUGUAGAUCUAUCCAGGUUCCGGGGGGAUUGCUUUCUUAUCUAUCGCUGUACGUGAAUUUUCAUCUCCACUAAUCUCUAGUCAUUUCUGCUUUUUCUUGGAAUUGGAAGAUCGUCGCUUAUCUUAAUUUUUAGUUGCCUCCUCUGUCGGUGCGGGCUUUUCUCUGAAAUUUGGGGAUCCAUACAUAUAUAAUCCCGUUGGUCCAUCGAAGGAAUUCAAGCAAGGAAGAAAAAGUUAAAAAAGGAACGAAUUAACUAGGAAGACGGUGAGAUGAGCAUGUACGGGAGAGAUCCGUGGGGGGGUCCGCUGGAGAUAAACGCGGCGGACUCCGCCACCGACGACGACAGAAGCAGGAACCUCCAGGACUUGGACAGGGCGGCGCUGUCCAGGCCUCUCGACGAGACGCAGCAGAGCUGGCUGCUGGGCCCCACCGAGCAGAAGAAGAAGAAGAAGUACGUCGAUCUGGGUUGCAUCAUCGUCAGCCGCAAGAUCUUUGUCUGGACCGUUGGCACCAUCCUCGCCGCCGGCUUCCUCGCCGGCUUCAUCACUCUCAUCGUCAAGACCGUCCCCCGUCAUCACCACUCCCACGCUCCUCCCGACAAUUACACCCUCGCCCUCCGGAAGGCUCUCAUGUUCUUCAACGCCCAGCGCUCUGGAAAACUCCCAAGGCAUAAUAAUGUUUCUUGGAGAGGAAACUCCUGCUUGAAUGAUGGCAAGUCCGAUUCAUCAUCUGUUAUAAAAAAUCUUGUGGGUGGCUAUUUUGAUGCUGGAGAUGCAAUUAAGUUCAACUUCCCUGCAUCUUUUGCCAUGACCAUGUUGAGUUGGAGUGUGAUUGAGUACAGUGCGAAGUAUGAAGCUGCUGGGGAGCUCAACCAUGUCAAAGAUGUAAUCAAGUGGGGGACAGAUUACCUUCUCAAGACCUUUAACUCCUCUGCUGAUACGAUAGACUCAAUUGCUGCACAGGUUGGGGUAGGGGAUACUUCAGGUGGAACUGAUCCUAAUGAUCACUAUUGUUGGAUGCGUCCUGAGGAUAUUGAUUAUCAGCGGCCUGUGUAUGAAUGUCAUAGCUGCUCGGAUCUGGCAGCAGAAAUGGCUGCUGCUUUGGCCUCAGCAUCCAUUGUUUUCAAAGAUAACAACGCCUACUCAGAGAAACUUGUUCAUGGUGCCAAAACCCUAUUUAAAUUUUCUAGGCAACAGCGUGGCAGAUACAGUGCAAGCGGUUCAGAUCCUUCACUUUUCUAUAAUUCCACUAGUUACUGGGAUGAGUUCAUAUGGGGAGGAGCUUGGUUGUAUUAUGCUACCGGGAAUUCUUCCUAUCUCCAGCUUGCUACUACUCCAGGUCUGGCCAGACAUGCUGGUGCUUUCUGGGGAGGCCCAGAUUAUGGCGUACUUAGUUGGGACAACAAGCUUGCAGGAGCUCAAGUGCUUCUAAGCCGUUUAAGAUUGUUUUUGAGCCCUGGGUAUCCAUAUGAAGAAAUGUUAAGGACGUUUCACAAUCAGACAAGCAUAAUUAUGUGUUCAUUCCUACCAGAUUUUACAAGCUUUAAUAGAACAAAAGGGGGUUUGAUCCAAUUAAAUCAUGGAAGGCCUCAGCCUCUUCAAUAUAUAGUCAAUGCUGCAUUCUUGGCCACAGUUUACAGUGAUUAUCUUGAAGCUGCAGAUACACCGGGAUGGUAUUGUGGACCCAAUUUCUAUUCAACUGAAGUCCUGCGUGAAUUUGCCAAGACCCAGAUUGAUUACAUUCUAGGCAAAAAUCCUCGGAGGAUGAGCUAUGUUGUGGGUUUUGGUAAUCAUUUCCCAAGACACAUCCACCAUAGAGGUGCAUCAAUACCUAAAAACAAGAUCAAGUACAACUGCAAAGGAGGAUGGAAAUGGAGGGACACCUCAAAGCCAAAUCCUAAUACAAUUGUUGGAGCUAUGGUUGCUGGUCCUGACAAGCAUGAUGGCUUUCGUGAUGUGCGGACUAACUACAACUACACAGAGCCAACGCUUGCAGGCAAUGCUGGCUUAGUUGCUGCGCUUGUUGCUCUCUCUGGUGAGAAGAAUACUGGAAUAGAUAAAAACACCAUAUUCUCCGCUGUUCCCCCAAUGUUUCCGACUCCACCGCCACCUCCAGCACCUUGGAAACCGUGAGAUAAGAUGCUCAAAUAAUCAUAAUUCCCUUGUGGGUCAGCUCAUUGUUAGAUGAUUUUGCUGCUGCUGUAGCUCCUACCUUUUGAAUCAGUUUAAAGGAACAGAAAAUACAGGGGCAUGUUGAUGAAUGGAAACUCUAAAAGAUGACUGGAGCCGAGGCAAAAACUGAGACUGAGAAGCGUAAUUUGGACACCUGGGCAUAUGUAUUUGUUUUGGUUUUGUGAUAUAUGUAGUAAAUAUGUAUGAAAUGAAUCUUGUAUUCUUUGUGACACUAGAUUUCCAACAGUUUGAAUUGGUUGACACUAAAUUCACAUUUAUUACCUCA
Messenger RNA from Malania oleifera, 2681 nucleotides. Its product is annotated as endoglucanase 25-like. The record is from RefSeq and is a predicted model, not a curated record. The transcript is spliced from 6 exons. The coding region runs from base 494 to 2356 and encodes 620 amino acids. NCBI's taxonomy places the organism in Eukaryota, Viridiplantae, Streptophyta, Magnoliopsida, Santalales, Ximeniaceae. Gene Ontology annotation, molecular function: hydrolase activity, hydrolyzing O-glycosyl compounds. Gene Ontology annotation, biological process: carbohydrate metabolic process.